Messenger RNA from Gymnodraco acuticeps, 5130 nucleotides. Its product is annotated as serine/threonine-protein phosphatase with EF-hands 2. Gene Ontology annotation, molecular function: calcium ion binding; manganese ion binding; iron ion binding. Gene Ontology annotation, biological process: negative regulation of MAPK cascade; detection of stimulus involved in sensory perception. The record is from RefSeq and is a predicted model, not a curated record. Gene Ontology annotation, cellular component: nucleus; cytosol. Bases 1173 to 3371 code for a protein of 732 amino acids. Lineage: Eukaryota; Metazoa; Chordata; Actinopteri; Perciformes; Bathydraconidae. The transcript is spliced from 17 exons.
ACAACUUUGGACUGGUAACCUUUGGUGUACAUUUGAGCUUUUUUCAUUUAAUUUAAUUGUAAUAAUAAUGAUUCAAAGAUGUAACUGUGUGGGACUUGCAGCAAGUGAAAUGAAGUAAUAUUUUUAAAUUAUGUUCUAAAUCACUUGUUGGGGUUUACAUUGGGGAAACAUUUGAGGGGUAAAAACAGUGAUAAAUUAGUUAAAGUUAAUACUGAAUUGUUUUUGGGGAGACAUACUUUUUAUUACAGCCUGCCAUGAACAUAACUCUAAUGUCAGACAACUAUCAUCGUUGCAAGUGAAACAUGGAGAUUACCUUUAUUUUGCUCAACAUAAGGUGACAUCUAACAAACAUCAUCAUGCUUAGGUUUGGUAAUACCUUACUUACUUCAUAGCACACAAUCCAAAAAAGAAGCCCAUGUGAUCAAAAAAGACCAAAAACACAUCCUGGCCGCUUGUUAACUAUAGUUUCCCGCGGCACUUCACCCUCUUCCUAUAAAAAGACCAGUCUAGUCGCAUCAAGUCAUUAGCUCAAGUAAUCCACUUCUGACUCUGUGUCUUUCUCAUACGAUCACACACUGAAGCACUAAAGACUAAACCAGCUUCAGCACAGACUCACGGAGCUUGAUGAGGCCUCUGUGCUGAGUUACUGGGUUUUGCUGUCAUUCUCACAUUACAAUGAUGGUCUGAUAGACAUCCUGCAGUUCUUGACCUGUUGGACUGUUGGAGGAUGAAACAGAGCAAAUGGCUGUUUGAACAUUUAUUGAAACUGCAAGCCAAACAACUUGGGAGCUGUUGACUGGAUUGAAGAGGUGACCACGAACAGUCAUGGGAUGUGGCGUCUCAAAGUCCAACCAGUUCCACAAAAACUCUGGAAAAGGUAACCAUGAUCCUUCAAACAUUGACCGAUACACCUAUUUUUCUCUCUUAACCUUCUGAGAUGUAUAUAAAUCCUCACCACUAUGUCCCACUUGUUGUCUACCAUAGUUUACCCUUCAGAUGUAAUCUCCCUGUUGUAUUUGUUGUAAUAAUCUGUAUUUUUCUUUGACCUUUUUCCUCUGCUGCUGUCUGCAGCUGUUAUAAGUAAGCCACACCUUGCUGUGAUUGUUGUUGUUGUUUUCCAUAUGAGUAUGAGGGCAGGUGGAAGCAAGAUUGAAUACCCAGCUUAAGCAGAGAUGUUCAGAUAUUUCACACAAGCUAAACACAUUUUUGUUGUGGAGGGAAUUUCCAGUUGUUGUGCUAUAAAAUCUGCCGUUCUGAUUCAGCGAUGGUACCGUCAGUUUGUCGCCCGCAAAGAGAUGAGGCGGAGAUACACCUGGCACAUCUUCCAGUCCAUCGAAUACUCUGGAGAACAGGCUCAGAUAAAGCUUUAUAACUUCCUCGGCUACCUGAUGGACAAUUUCACACCUGCAAGCAAUGAGCGGAAUUUGAUCUCGCACAUCUUCAGAGAGAAUGAGGUCUGUCGGGAUGCAGAGUGGGAGAGGUACUUCUGCUACAAGAACAUCGAGGUGCCAGAUCUUUACUCAGGACCCCACCUCACCUUCCCUCUGACGGUGGAGCAGGCGGUGGGGCUGGUGGAGGCCUUCAGGAACAAGAAGCAGCUGCACUCGCGCUACGUCCUCCAGCUCCUGCUUGAAACGUGGAAACAGCUUCGGCUAUUGCCAAAUAUCAACCGUAUCUCCACCUGCCACAGCAAAGAAAUCACUAUUUGUGGAGAUUUGCAUGGACAACUGGAAGACCUGCUGCUGAUUUUCUACAAGAAUGACAUGCCGUCCUUGGAGAAGCCGUAUCUGUUUAACGGAGACUUUGUAGACCGCGGCAAAGACUCCAUAGAGAUCCUCAUCAUCCUGUUUUCAUUCCUGCUCGUCUAUCCAAGUGAAGUGUACCUCAACAGAGGAAACCACGAGGACCACAUAGUCAACCUGAGGUACGGCUUCACAAAGGAGGUGUUGUCUAAAUACAGGAUGCACGGCAAACGGAUCCUGAAGCUGCUGCAGAAGAUUUUCAGCUGGUUGCCGUUAGCGACUGUAAUAGACCAGAAGGUGCUGGUUAUCCACGGAGGGAUCUCCAACACCACCGACCUCAGCGUCCUCGCCAGAGUGGACAGACACAAUUACAACUCGGCGCUGAGGCCUCCGAAGAAGAGACACCAGAACGUAGCGGGGAAGUCCAUCGACUCGGACGAGGAGGCGGGGUCCACCAACAAGGUGUUCCAGCGCAGACCCUCCCUCACGUUUCCCAGAACUCUGACCAAAGACUGCUUCCAGAACCGCUCGCUGCAGGACUUCUCCGACCGGCUCAGAGCGAACACGGUGGAGGAAGUGGAGAUCCACAAGAGGCUCCCGGGCCCCUUAGGACCAGAAAAUGACACGUCUCAGUCCUGCGAGUCUAUCAGCAGCGAAGACGAGUGGAGACAGAUCCUGGACUUGCUGUGGAGCGACCCCAUGGCUCAGGACGGCUGCGUGCCCAACGAGGUGCGGGGCGGGGGCUGCUACUGGGGCCCCGAUGUCACUGAAGACUUCCUGAACAGACACAACCUGCAGCUCAUCAUCCGCUCGCACGAGUGCAAACAGGAAGGUUACGAGUUCUGCCACAACCGUAAGGUCCUCACACUGUUCUCCGCUUCAAACUACUAUGAUGUGGGAAGCAACAGAGGGGCCUACGUGAAGUUGGGUCCAGACCUUGUGCCUUAUUUAGUUCAGUACCAGGCCAGCAGCAUGAUCAGAGAGCUCAGCGUGAGACAAAGUGCGGGGCGGAGCGAACGCUCAGCCAACAAAGUCCUGCGGGAGCAGCUGUUUGCACAUAAAUCCGACCUGAUCUGUGCCUUCAAAAAGUUGGACAGUGGAAACAAAGGUCGUGUCAGUCUGGCCAACUGGGCGUCUGCGGUGGAGAGUGUGAUGCGCCUCGGCCUGCCCUGGAGGAUAAUGCGCUCUCAACUGGUCACCGGUCGCUCUGCCGACAGCUCCAUCGACAGCUCCAUCGACUACUACGAGUGGUUCAACGAGCUCGCCAUCAAGGGAGCCAACGCGGACCAUAUUGACCAGAGUCUGCUUGAGACUUUGUAUCGCCACCGCUCCACCUUGGAGACCAUCUUCAGAAUCGUAGACACGGACAACUCAGGCUUCAUCACCAUGGAGGACUUCCGGCAGACCUGGAAGCUGCUGAGCGUCUACCUGAAGAUGGAGAUCACGGAGGAAGCCAUCUCGGACCUGGCCGUCACCAUCGACAGCAACCAGGACGGCAGCAUCGACAUCGAGGAGUUCAUGGAGGCCUUCCGCCUCACGGACAAGAAGAGCCGACUGGAGCGAGGACGCAGCAUGUUCAUGGGGACGGCCUCCGACCUCACCAAGCUGGAGGGAGACCCCAACAUCUGAGCAGAGGGAAACACUGAAAACUGACCUCAGCUCAGAUUCCUCACCGGGUAGCAGGGGGAGGGGAGACGGGGCAGAUAAAGCCAAGCUGCUUCUAUGACGCACAUUGAGAUGUAGGAUGCUGCAGAGCAACAGCCGUGUUGAUCACAUGGGAUUAAGGCGAGGCUAGAGUUCAGGGUAUUUGACAGCAAAUGUCCACUUGACAUUUCAGUGUAGUUUUAAGGUGAAACCAACUGUUUAUUUUAUUAAGAUAUAAUCACACAAAAAGUGUUGCAUAAACCACAAACACAGAAACAAAAGAACAUCACAUUUAGGCUGAAUUGUUCAAAUAAUAAUAAUAUUAGAUUCUGCAUUUAUUAGCCAUAUCUGUCAUUAUUUUUAUCAAAAGACUUUAAAAGUGAAAAGAAUACUGCAACUGACUCGCCAAUUUUUAUUUAAUUUUCUUAAAUCAAAUCCCAUAUAUAAUCAGUAGUGAAUGUUUUUCUAGAUUUUCUAGAUCUGAGUUGAUUUCAUGAUUUUUUUUUUGUCUGACCAGAAAACCUAAAACUCCUAAAAGUAUUACAUUUAAUACAUUGUUAGGCCGACUAAAAUAAAUCAAAUUUGACACCCCUAAACAACAGAAUGUUUGGAUAUAACCUAAAAAAAUACUCAAAUGAUUAAUCAAUUGUCAAAAUAGAUGUACAUUAUUUUAAAAAUCUUUUAAACUAAUUAUUGCAGCGCCUGUUCAUAAGAGGCCAAUAAAAUGCAUUUCUCUGAUGCCCCUUCAAGUGACUCAGUUUAAAAUGAUAUCAAACCAAAAAACAACAAAUCCACACAAUUAUCAUAACAUAAAACUGUGAAUGUACCCCUUUUCCUUGAAAUAAUUAUGAUUAUGUUUCUGUUGAAUCACUGAUUGAUGACUAAACUGUUUGUGUCAGUGUGCAGAUGUUGAUUUCAAAUGGCUUUGCAUCUCCAUAUAUGUGCAGAAACUACACUCCUCUUAAAGGCUUUAAGAAACAAAACAACAUUGUACGAUACAACAAUUGAUCAUUGUGCAGCUUUACAUCAGUUGCACUAAUUAAUUGCAGCUAAAGUGUUGCAGGUGCCUUAGCGAAGAAGUGUUUUAACUUCUAGAGGCGAAGUUAAGUGUACACUAAUGCUGUUUUGUAUCAGUGCCAACUGCCAACAAGUACCGGGGUCCCUCCUGGUCUCAGGCGGGAUUCAAACCCUCACCCUGUCCAGAACGGUGAACUCAUGCUUUUGUUAGGAUGUAUGUCUCAUACAGUUGCAGUGUUGUAAAUGAAGAUGUUCCUGUCUCUAUGCUAAGCUAUGCUAACCGGCAGCUGGCUGUGGCAGCAUAUUCAAUCUAGAAUCAGUCUUCUAUUGUCGAGAACGCAAAUAAUAAGCAAAACGUUGUACUAUUCCUGUAAGAUAUGUCUCUACUGUAGGCUAUUUUUAUUAUAUGUACAGCACUUUGGCUCGACCAAAAAUCGUUUAUAAAUGUGCUAUAUAAAUAAAACUUGAUUUGAUUUGAUAUGUAGACAAUAUGAUGUUUUAGGUUUGGUAUAUCUUCUCUGUCCAUUAUUAGAUCAAGUUCCAACAUUGUUUCAAAUAUUAUUAUAACUAAACGAAAUCAGGAAAUCGCUCAGUGUGCAUGUACAACAUUUUGAUGUAUGGAGAAUGUAAACGUUAUUAUAUGCGGGUUUGUUUUUGCAUGCUGACCCCUGUAAACGUUUCAGCAUUCAUUUAUGAGUCUGUUAUUUAAUUAAAUGGUGUUUGUUAA